UUGGCGGGUGACCCAACUAAAUGCAUGACAGGUAAUCCAACUACUUUACCCUUUGAUCGUCUCUAUCUCUCGCUGCUGUCUUUUUGGCCAUGGGUGAUUAGGAAGAAACUGCAGAAACAAGAAAUUAAAACUCUUGUACUAAAAAACAAAUCAAAGUUUCACUUUCACUUCACCUUCUUCUACCCAGCAGAGACUGAUCAAAGAAAAGAAACAUCGUCUUACAAAACCCAUCUCCCAAAACAAGAAAACAAGUAAAAAGAAACAAAACCCUGAAAAGAAUGAGAGAGAAACAACGAGUGUUAGUAGUAAAGAAGCAUUCUUUCUUCAAGGGAUGAGAGAGAAAGUGAAAAGUGGAAAUAAUAGUAAUAAUAAAAAUAAAAAUGAAAGCCAAAAGGGCAGAGAAAAGUGGAGAUGUGGCAGCACAAAAGGAGGAAAGAUUAGGGGAAAAGUUGAGACGAGGGGUUUUGGUAGGGAAGAGAGUGGGCCCAUUUGCUUGCACUCCAGUUAGACUUUGGAGGUGUGCCUUAACACCUCGUGCGCAUGUUAGUAUCAUUGCCAACAACAACCAGGAGGAAGAGGAGCCUUCUUCUUCUCUUUUUGCUCGUACUUUUUCUUUUGAUAAAAACACCGUUGUUUCAGCUAGAAAGCUCGCUGCUGCUCUUUGGGACUUCCAGCAUUACCUGCCUCUCUCUAAAAUGCACCGGGGUGGACACAAUAACAAUUAUAGUAAUGGAGCUGCUGCUGCUGGUGAUCCUAGGUUGCGGCGCCACCAGAACCGCCACCAUCUUUUUAAAGACAAGGGAAUCGACCUUUCCCACUUCUUGGCUGAUCCUUCCCCUAGCUCUACUGACCAGCCAGAGAGUGCAAGCAGUCUGAGGAGACAUAUUGCUGCAUCACUGGUUCAGCACCAUCGUUCAAUUGAAAGAAGUAAUCGUGCUUUGCAGCCUGUGUCUCCUGCAAGUUAUGGCAGUUCCAUGGAGGUGGCACCUUAUAACCCUGCAGUUACACCUACCAGCUCAUUAGACUUCAAAGGAAGGAUUGGCGAGCCACAUUAUAGUCUUAAAACAUCCACUGAACUGCUAAAAGUAUUAAAUAGGAUCUGGAGCCUGGAAGAACAACAUGCAUCCAAUAUGUCAUUGAUAAAGGCAUUGAAAACGGAACUAGAUCAUGCUCGUGUCAGGAUCAAAGAGCUCCUUCGGGAUCAGCAAGCAGAUCGGCAUGAGAUGGACGAGUUGAUGAAACAAAUUGCAGAAGAUAAACUAGUUAAGAAGAGCAAGGAACAGGAUCGAUUACAUGCUGCUAUUCAGUCUCUCAGGGACGAGCUAGAAGAUGAGAGGAAGUUAAGAAAACGAUCUGAGAGCCUACACAGGAAAUUGGCUCGGGAACUUUCAGAUGUAAAAUCAUCUCUUUCUAAUGCUGUAAAAGAGAUGGAACAAGAGAGAAAAUCACGAAAGUUGUUGGAAGAUCUCUGUGAUGAGUUUGCUAGGGGAAUUAAAGAUUAUGAACAAGAAUUGCAUGUUCUGAAACCAAAAUCUGACAAGGAUUGGGCUGAAAGAGUGGAUGCCGAUCAUUUGAUUCUCCAUAUAUCUGAAUCAUGGCUAGACGAGCGGAUGCAAAUGAGGCUAGAAGAAGCUCAGCAUGGUUUUGCUGAAAACAAUUCAAUAGUGGACAAAUUAGGAUUUGAAAUAGAGACAUUCCUAAAAGCUAAGCGAAUAGCUCAUUCUAAGAUUACUGAUACAAAGUUGCCUAGGGAUAGGCGGCGGAAUUCAAUGGAAUCUGUCCCUCUGCAUGAGGCUGUAAGUGCACCUCAGGAUGUGGGUGAAGAAGAGGAUUCUGCUAGUAGUGAUUCACAUUGUUUUGAGCUUAGCAAACCAAGCAACGGCGAAUUUAACAUGCGCGGCAGUGAAGCUGUGGAUGAAUAUGUUGAUGAAACAGUCAAAUCUAAUCAAACAAAGAAAAAGGCGUCACGUGAAAGAACUAGACGUCAGAAUCCCUCAAGCUUGCAAGUUAAAUUUGAAGAACAGAUGGCUUGGGCAAUGGGACCAAAUGGGAGCAAGAAACCCCAGGUGGAGGACACAGAAGAGGUUAAAACAGGUGAAGUGAACCCAACUGAAAUGAGUAUUUCUCGAAAGUCUGAAACUUGUGAUGCUACUGAAGGUGGCAGUCUUGAGAGAAAGAACAAAGUUGAUGAGAUCCAUGGAUUGAAUCCAAAUUAUGUGAUUGAUAACUUGAUAAGAAGUCAUAUUUCAUCAUCAGAAGUUGGGAAUGUGCAUCUUGAGAAUGAUGCAGGUGAGGCUUCCUCUAGUUAUCCAACCCGAAGAAAUGCUAGUCCAGUUCGACGGUGGAUGGCAAAACUCUCAACUCCUGAUGUUGACAUUUCAGAAUCUUCUACUAAACCGCAUAAAGAAAAUACUUUGAAGGCAAAACUUCUUGAAGCAAGAUCGAAGGGACACCGUUCGCGUUUAAAAAUAUUCAGAGGUUCCUCUUAGGAUAUUCAGAAAGAGGAUAUAUAAGGCUCCUUUGAGCAUAUUUGAUUGGCUCUUCUGCCCUAUUGGUGAUCAUAAACUUUGUGUUUUGUGAAUAUUGACCACACAGUAUCUUGAAUAUGAAAUGUUGCUGCUACAUCUUCAAAUACAAUUGUAUUAUUUUCAUCUUCUGUAAUUUGAAAUCCAAUUCUGUAUACGAGUGUAAUGCCGCUACAUAUGGAUAAGCCAAAUUUCAAGAUGUGUAACAAUUUUGAGUUAUUAUCAGAUGUUUGUCUCA
Messenger RNA from Jatropha curcas, 2763 nucleotides. RefSeq lists its product as uncharacterized. The record is from RefSeq and is a predicted model, not a curated record. NCBI's taxonomy places the organism in Eukaryota, Viridiplantae, Streptophyta, Magnoliopsida, Malpighiales, Euphorbiaceae.